Molecule: messenger RNA, 975 nt
Organism: Erpetoichthys calabaricus (reedfish)
Lineage: Eukaryota; Metazoa; Chordata; Cladistia; Polypteriformes; Polypteridae
Gene: pierce1
Product: piercer of microtubule wall 1
Exons: 3
Coding region: 143-538 (131 amino acids)
Biological process (GO): axoneme assembly
Cellular component (GO): axonemal microtubule
Source: RefSeq, a predicted model, not a curated record
UACGUUACAGUCGCCUAGCAACGGCGUACGUGUACGGGUCUCCGCUAUUAUCUCGCCGGGAAACACACAGGCGGCCAGCACAAAUCAGCUCCUCGUGUCAUUUUAAUGUUUUGCUAUUUUUAAUACCAGGAAUAGCCGCAUUAUGGAAAACGCAGCAGCUGACGACGCGGGAUCGACCAACAAAGAGCAGCUCAAAACCAGCGACGUUUACCGCGUGAGCCCCACGUUACCGAAAAGAUUCCAGCAGCCGGACUGCUUUAAGGGAUACAGCGGUAAGAAAACUCACCCACUAUACAGAACUUUAAAUCAGGACUACGGGAGCAAGAGGCCAACCAUCCAUGAGAUGCCGACAAUGUUUCACGGGAAAUCCCAGAAGUUCACUAAGCCCCUGCAGCACUGUGGGAUGUACAGCAAUGAUGGACUUAAUACGUUUGCCGACAAGAGCUACAUUUCUGAAGCAGACAUUCUCAUGACGUACAAAGACCGAGUUAAAUUCCACACUUACUACAAUAUGAAAGACCCGACUAACACAGGAUAGGAAGCGACGUCCAUAGACACACGAAGUGCACGGGGUGGGAUGAGGUGACGACUGUUGUACAAUGUUGAUACCAAACCAAAUAAUUGUGAUGCAUGAAAUUAACAUUAGCUGUAUAACUGUAAAAUAGGAGUUAUUACAGACAAUCGCUAAGUACAAUAUUUAUUAAACACAAUGACGUUAAAGAACAAAACAUUACAUGAACUUUCCCUUUGUUUUAACACACCCAUUAAUACGAAUGAAACUCGAGGUUCUUGAAGACAGCUCAAGAGAAUCUGGGAUGCAUAACAACGAUAAGCUUAAUUAAUUUUCAACGGGAUCCACAAAGGCUUAGCUGAGGACUGCAAUGAGCCGAUUUCCUUUAAAGACUCAGUUCUUGUUAACCUGCAUUAUUUUGCAUGUCUGUAAAGAAAAUAAAAUAAUAUGAGUUAUCGUGGCAA